Molecule: messenger RNA, 993 nt
Organism: Microthlaspi erraticum
Lineage: Eukaryota; Viridiplantae; Streptophyta; Magnoliopsida; Brassicales; Brassicaceae
Source: the annotation of a GenBank genome assembly
AUGGUAAUGGGUUUUAAUUUCAAGGAGAUUAAGACAAAGAAGACUUUGAUUGGACUUGGAUUAGGACAGAUCAUUUCACUUCUAGGUACCUGUGCUUCGUUUACAUCGUCUGAGCUCGCAAGAAAAGGAAUUAAUGCUCCAACAACACAAUUACUCCUCACUUACAUGUUACUGGCAAUAGUCUAUGGAGGUAUCAUGUUGUAUCAAAGACCCACAAUCAAGGCAAAGUGGCAUCACUAUUUCCUCCUUGCUUUAGUUGAUGUGGAGGCAAGCUUUCUCAUGGUGAAGGCGUUUCAGUACACAUCAAUAACGAGUGUGAUGCUACUGGACUGCUGGUCUAUCCCUUGCGUUUUGGUGUUGACUUGGGCGUUCCUGCACACAAAAUACCGACUGAUGAAGAUUAGUGGUGUGGUUAUCUGUAUUGUUGGUGUCGUCAUGGUAGUCUUCUCUGACGUUCACGCAGGAAGUCAAGCAGGAGGAAGUAAUCUUGUGAAAGGAGAUUUGCUUGUGAUAGCUGGAGCAACCUUAUAUGCCGUCAGUAAUACAACCGAGGAGUUCCUUGUGAAGAACGCAAACACAGUGGAGCUGAUGACAUUUUUAGGAUUUUUCGGCGCCGUUAUUUGUGCCAUUCAGAUAGGCAUACUUGAACGUGGUGAGCUUAAAGCUAUUCACUGGUCAGCUGAUGUUGUUAUUCCUUUUGUUAGAGUGGCAGUCACGAUGUUCCUCUACUACGCAUUACUCCCGGUUUUACUCAAGACCAAUGGCGCAGCAAUGUUCACCCUCUCGUUACUCACAUCAGACAUGUGGGCUGUUUUGAUCCGCAUUUUCGCUUACCACGAGAAGGUGGAUUGGCUCUACUACUUGGCUUUUGCUACUACAGCUAUUGGACUGAUCAUAUAUUCAAUGAAGGAGAAAGAUGAGGAGGAACAAAGAGAUGACGUGCAGAGGAAGCUGCUCCAUGAGGAGGAUGGUGAAACACUUUCAGCUUCAUAG